Puccinia graminis f. sp. tritici CRL 75-36-700-3 is the source of this 1212-nucleotide messenger RNA. RefSeq lists its product as uncharacterized. NCBI's taxonomy places the organism in Eukaryota, Fungi, Basidiomycota, Pucciniomycetes, Pucciniales, Pucciniaceae. The coding region runs from base 1 to 615 and encodes 204 amino acids. The transcript is spliced from 5 exons. The record is from RefSeq and is a predicted model, not a curated record.
AUGUUUGGAGAUAUCCGUUUGUUCCUUGGCGCGUCAUCCGGAGGUAACAACGCCUUUGAGAGGAAAAACAUGUGUCAACCUACUUAUGAGCUGCGGAUCAUCCGGCAGCCUCACUUUGGGGCCCAAACGACGGAAGAACAAGCUGCGCAAAACACCGGGCUUCCUAUCGUUCCUGUGCCGAUUAUUCAGGUGAUCCGGCGCAUCAAUGGAGAAGAAGUCCCUCUGGAAUUAGCGGAGGCGAUGCGGCUUUUUCUGACUCCGCAUGCUGUGAGGGUGGCUGAGGAUGGGAGGCUAGUGGAGGCACCCAAUCAAGGUCUUCGAUUUGAGCCAACGAGUCCCAUUAUGGAUACACAGCCAGAAAUAGCGGACGACCAAGGCCGCUGGCUUUUCGUGUUCGGCGAUAUUGGUAUUCGCGACCUCGGCCGAUAUCAAAUUCGUUUCACCCUUUGGCAAGCCGGGCAGGACAGCUCGGAUCUACUCGCUCAAGUGAGCACUGAGACAUUCCCGGUGGUAGAGCGUGAUGACUGGCCACUGCACAACGAUUGGGACACUCCUUUAAGUGCACGACUCGCUCGUGAUCACCCGUUCGCGAGAAUUUACAGGCCGCCGUUCUGAAUUCUUCCAGGGGACGCCUUGGAAAAGUCUCGAAAAAAACAUUCAUCAACCCGCAAAAAAGUGAUUUCAGCUAAAAGACACAUCAUCAGCCCGGUUCACGUUGGUAACUUUAACACCACAUUUAUCACUUUUAACAUGAAAUUUUCAUAAGAUAUUUAACUUUUCCAGAUUUUGUUGGAAACAAGAAAACCUGGAUGUGUAUGUAAAUUCUUUGUAAAAUUUUAUCGAUGAACGUGUUACAAUUGGCCUCAAGGUUUCCCAACAUGAAUCGGGCUUGUCCAAGGCUCUGUCAAUGUUUUUUGUACCUGUUUUUGUUUUGAAUUUUCGCAACUGUUGUCAUAAGUCUAUUCCCUCUAUUCGCUAUCGUUUGAAUUCCAAACUCACAACAUGUCUCCCCAAGAUCCAUUUGUUCUUACAUCCACUCACAGUGACCGUCUGCGUAGCUCAAAUGAACAGAUAUUUCCCAAAGACCAAGAAGAUUAUCUCUUCUAAUCCUUCUAACGUUUCUUUUUCCACCUCAUUUAUAUUUUAAACCCGCUAUUUUUUAGUUCAAGCAUGCCUCCUUUUCACGAUGGAUUAUCACCUUUUUCAUCUUUG